AAUCAGGAUUUUCCAAUUCCGGCUGUUGGGAUCCUAUAAAACAGCAAAUUCAGUGUUUGGGACUCCACCGCAACCAAAACACUGCUCCUCACACAUCUUGCUACUUGACUACACUUUUGCUUUGCCUUACCUUGGCCUACUCUUAUUGACAUUUCUCCGUACAGUUGAAAGACUUGCUCUCACUUUCUCUUUCUUGGGUGUUUGAAGGUAGAUUGCUUUCAUUUCGGUGUGGGGGUUUGUUUGCCAGAUUUUUAAUCAGGAAAUCUUCAACAACAGUGACUUGUGUAGAAACUUCCUGGUACUUGGUGGCCAAAAGAAAUUACUGGACCUCCUGUACAAGGCCACAGUUAUUCACUGCCCUUUUUUUGCCAAGUUCAGUCACUGCUUUUAUAUCUGUUGCUUUCUGAGCCUUUAAGAGUCUGUGAGAUCUUUUCUUUUUCAGCCUCUGGCAAGUUUUCCUUUGUCGAAGGGCCUCUUUCGCUGGCUCUCUCUGCUUUCUUCCCUUAUUUCAAUCUAUCCAAAAACAUAAUCUUUCAAGGUGUUUCAAGAUUUUAAUAGUGCUUUUGAAACCUUUGAUACCUUUUGGCAGAUUUCUGAAUCAGCCUUGUCUUUGUUAUCUUUCCGAGGUUUAAGCUUCCCUCUCACGGUUCCUUGCCUUUUUCCCACUUUAUUCUCUACCUGGGUCGACCUUGUUCUCUUCCUUCUUUCUACCGAUGCCAACGGACAGAAUCUGAGACCACCAGAAACCACACACCCAACAGAAAAAAUAGCAGCAAAGCCCAAAAUGGACCACAGUAUCCUAUGUCCGAUCAAAUACACCGAACACAAAAACGUCACUAAAAUAUUCAGAAAACCGUCCUUGAAACCCAAAAAAACAUCUUCCGAUCAUGACCGUACUCACAACAACACCACCCCCGAUGUUCCCAGAAUUGUACGGGUAUCCGUUACGGACCCUGACGCAACGGACUCUUCCAGCGACGAAGAAGCUGACUUGUUUGGACGCCAGAGAGUGAAACGCUACGUCAACGAGAUCAACAUCGAAGCCACCUGCAAAAACACCGCCACCACCACCGUUUCCAACACCAACCGCAAAAGGACAGCCGCUGCCGCUAACGUCACUACUGCCUGUCGUAGACCACUCAAGCUUUCUUCAUCCAACGGAAAUGGUAGGAAGUUUAGAGGUGUUCGACAAAGACCUUGGGGAAAAUGGGCUGCGGAGAUUCGAGAUCCUGCUCGACGUGUACGGCUGUGGUUGGGUACUUACGAUACAGCUGAAGAAGCAGCCAUGGUUUAUGAUAAUGCAGCAAUCAAGCUUCGAGGGCCUGACGCUUUGACUAACUUCGUUACUCCUCCUGCUAAGGAAAAUAUGGAAAAGCCUGAAAACAUUAUUGUGGCUUCGGUUUCUGGGUACGAAUCCGGGGACGAGUCAUCUCACAAUCUUUCUUCUCCAACUUCAGUUCUUAACUUUCGAACUCAAUCAAGUGAAGAAACGGCAGUCGAACCGGAAAACCCGGUUCAAGAACUCCAAGAAGAAGAGAGUAAGCCGCCACCGGUUCAGGAGCAAGUGGUUCUUAGCGAAUGUCAAGGUGAAACUGGAACAACCUUGCCCGAUGACUCGGGAGAUUAUUUGCCACUCGAUUUCCCUUUCCUUGACGAGUUUUUCAACAUCCCAGUCCCGGGAUUGUCGCUUUUUGAUGAUACUGCAACGAUCUUGCCUGAAAGUAGCGUGUUCAGUGAGGACUUUAGUAACAUGUUACUCGACACCCCUCAAGAUUUUGGCUGCUCCUCGUCAUCGUCUAUUUCUCAAGUGGACGAUUAUUUUGAAGACAUCGGCGAUUUGUUCUUCUCAGACCCUCUCGUGGCACUAUGAGCGAGAAAGUUUAGUUCCCUUUUCUGGAGAGAAUGUCGUCGCCGUUUGCUUGCCGAUAACUCGGCAGAUUUUGGAUCGGUGGCGACCAAAAAAGAAUUGGGGCUCUACUUACAAUUGUUUUUUCUUUUAUGUAAUAUUAUUUAUUUGUUUAAAUAUUUCCGUUAAAAUAAACGGAGAGUUGAGUGGAGUUUUGCUGCGAUUUUAUUUUUCCUUGAUAUUUGUUUGUUAGAAAUAAUUAGGCUGUCGUUAACGAACGUACUUAUAAUCUUGACGGAGGAAUGGAAAAUACAUAAGCUUUUUUAAUC
Molecule: messenger RNA, 2175 nt
Organism: Theobroma umbraticum
Lineage: Eukaryota; Viridiplantae; Streptophyta; Magnoliopsida; Malvales; Malvaceae
Gene: CRF3
Product: cytokinin response factor 3
Biological process (GO): regulation of DNA-templated transcription
Molecular function (GO): DNA binding; DNA-binding transcription factor activity
Source: RefSeq, a predicted model, not a curated record